Sinocyclocheilus grahami is the source of this 5079-nucleotide messenger RNA. RefSeq names its product unconventional myosin-Ib-like. The record is from RefSeq and is a predicted model, not a curated record. Gene Ontology annotation, cellular component: brush border; cytoplasm; actin cytoskeleton. Lineage: Eukaryota; Metazoa; Chordata; Actinopteri; Cypriniformes; Cyprinidae. The coding region runs from base 12 to 3155 and encodes 1047 amino acids. Gene Ontology annotation, biological process: actin filament organization; actin filament-based movement; endocytosis. The transcript has 29 exons. Gene Ontology annotation, molecular function: microfilament motor activity; ATP binding; actin filament binding.
UGUUGUCCAAAAUGGAGGUGAAGACAUCACUUCUCGACAAUAUGAUAGGGGUGGGCGAUAUGGUCCUCAUUGAGCCCCUGUCCGAAGACACCUUCAUUGAGAAUCUAAAGAAGCGAUUCGAUCACAACGAGAUCUAUACAUACAUUGGCAGUGUGGUGAUCUCCAUGAACCCCUACAAGUCCCUGCCCAUCUACACAGCAGAAAAGGUGGAGGAGUAUCGCAACAGGAACUUCUAUGAACUCAGUCCACACAUUUAUGCUCUGGCAGAUGAGGCCUACCGGUCCCUGCGAGAUCAAGAUAAAGACCAGUGCAUUCUCAUCACUGGAGAGAGCGGGGCAGGAAAAACUGAGGCUAGUAAGUUUGUGAUGUCAUAUGUGGCGGCAGUGUGUGGGAAGGGCCAGGAGGUGAACAAAGUGAAGGAGCAGCUGCUUCAGUCCAAUCCCGUGCUUGAGGCUUUUGGGAACGCCAAAACCGUGAGGAAUGACAACUCGUCUCGAUUUGGGAAGUACAUGGAUAUCGAGUUUGACUUCAAAGGAGACCCCCUUGGUGGAGUCAUCAGUAAUUAUCUCUUGGAGAAAUCCCGUGUGGUAAAGCAGCCCAGGGGCGAGAGGAAUUUCCACAUUUUCUACCAGCUGCUUUCUGGAGCAUCAGAUGACACGCUCAAAAAACUGAAGUUGGACCGAGACUUCAGCAAAUACAACUACCUUAGCCUGGAUUCGGCAACAGUCAAUGGACUGGACGAUGCUGCCAGUUUCAGAACAGUUAGAAAUGCCAUGCAAAUUGUGGGCUUCAUGGAGGAUGAGGUUCAGUCAGUACUGGAGCUGGUGGCUGCUGUUCUCAAACUGGGAAACAUCGAGUUCAAACCAGAGUCUCGUUGCAAUGGCUUCGAUGAGAGUCGAAUCAAGGACAAGAACGGGUUACCUCUCAUUACUUCUAGAACACUGCAGAUCCAGUCUGACAUGCCAGUGUGGCCUCUCAGCAAAGGCUGCCAGAAUAAAACUGCCAGUGCCAAUUUCCCUAUCAUGAAUUGCAGAGUGCCAUCUUGGCAGCAAACCAGUGUGAAGCUUGCUGAAGACAACAGUUUUGAACAGUUCAUUAUCAACUACUGCAAUGAGAAGCUCCAGCAAAUCUUCAUCGAGCUUACUCUCCGCGAAGAGCAGGAGGAGUAUAUCCGUGAGUUUUUGAAUGAAGUUACCUUGGAGGGAAAGUGCUUUGGGACAGAGAACUACUUCUCAGGCCUACUAAUUCACCUUUCAACCAUUUUGGUUUACAUUUGUCCAUUGCAUGUGUUCUGCUGUCUGACUGUCUAUCACUCUCUCCUGAAUGUUGUUUAUGUUGUUAUGGCACCCCCGACAGCUGGAUUCCAGUUCAGAGCCUCAGUUGGAACGCUCAUGAAGAACCUGCUGACCAAGAACCCCAACUACAUCAGGUGCAUCAAACCCAAUGACAAGAAAGCAGCCCACAUUUUCACAGACUCACUAGUGUGUCACCAGGCGCGCUAUUUGGGUCUGAUGGAGAAUGUACGCGUAAGAAGGGCUGGUUAUGCUUUCCGCCAGCCCUACGAGCCCUGUCUGGAGCGCUACAAGAUGCUCUGCAAGCAAACUUGGCCCCACUGGAAGGGCCCAGCCAGGGAGGGUGUCGAGGUUCUCCUUAAAAAUCUGCAGGUUCCUGCGGAGGAGUUUGCCUUUGGACGUUCAAAGAUCUUCAUCAGGAACCCAAGAAUGCUCUUCUUCUUGGAAGAGAAGAGGAGGCAGUGCCUAGAGGAUCUGGCAACCCUCAUCCAGAAGAUCUACCGUGGUUGGAAGUGCCGCACUCACUUUCUCCUGUUGAAGAAGAGCCAGGUGGUGGUGGCCGCCUGGUACCGAAGAUUUGCGCAACAAAAGAAGUACCAGAACAUCAGGUCCUCUGCCUUAGUGGUUCAGUCAUUCAUCCGAGGAUGGAAGGCCCGGAAGCUUCUGCGUGAGCUGAAACACAAGAAGCGGUGCGAAGAGGCCGUCACAACUAUUUCUGCCUACUGGCAUGGAACUCAGGCUCGCUGGGAACUGCGGCGUCUUAAGGAGGAGGCACGGAAUAAACACGCCGUGUCUGUCAUUUGGGCAGCUUGGCUUGGAACUAAGGCUCGGAAGGAACUGCGGCGCUUAAAGCAUGAAGCUCGCAGUAAACAGGCCGUGUCUGUCAUUUGGGCCUGCUGGCAAGGAACUAAGGCACGUAGAGAGCUGAAAUGUUUGAAGGAGGAAGCCAGGCGUAAGCACGCCGUCGCUGUCAUUUGGGCCUACUGGUUGGGACUAAAGGUCCGUCGGGACUAUAGGAAGUUCUUCAGAGCUAAUGCUGGCAAGAAGAUCUAUGACUUCACCAUUCAGAGAAUUAUGCAGAAGUACUUCAUGGGCUUGAAGAAAACAAUGCCUUCCAUGUCACCAGUUGACAAGAGCUGGCCAGCUCGCCCCUACGGUUUCCUGGAUGGGAUGCAUCAAGAUCUCAGGAGGAUUUUCCAUCUGUGGAGGUGUAAGAAAUACCGCAGCCAGUUCACAGAAGAGAAGAAGGCUACCUACGAGGAGAAGCUUGCGGCUAGUGAACUCUUCAAAGAUAAGAAGGCCUUGUAUCCUAGCAGUGUGGGUCAGCCUUUCAAAGGAGACUAUGUGGAGAUAACCAAAAACCCAAAGUACCAGAAGCUCAAUAGCUUGGUGGAGGAUAAAGUUUUGCUGGCAGAUGUGGUCAGUAAAAUCAACCGUGCCAAUGGCAAGGGAGCGCCAAGAAUUUUCCUCCUGACCAAGAAGAGCUUUGUUCUGGCUGAUCAGAAGACGGGCCAGGUGAAGGCCAGCGUUCCCCUGCUGGACCUCAGCAGUGUUUCUGUGAGCACACAGAGCGAUGGUUUUUUCGCCCUCAAGCUCAAAGAGGGUUCUACAUCUGCAGCCAAAGGUGACUUCCUGCUGAGCAGUGAUCGACUGAUUGAGAUCAUCACCAAACUUCAUCGCAUUGGUGCUGCUUCAGCUGACAGAAACCAGAUCAAUAUCGAUAUUUCAGAUGAGUUCUUAGUGCAGUUCAAGCAGGACAAAGUGUGUGUUAAAUUCAUCCAGGGUACACCAAAGAACGGCAACGGUGUCGCCUGCAAACGUAAAAACAACCGUCUUCUGGAAGUGUCUGUUCCGUCACCAUAAGGAGCGAUCAGCUCGGCCCACUGAGGGGUGUCAUCUCUGAGAUUCUUCACUCUCCCCCAAUCCCGUAAUGAUUGUGCAAUUAUGUUGAUCCUGUCAUUUCUGAUUCUAAAUAGUCAAAUCAGCAGGUUUUUGGCACCUAAAAAUGUUACUGCUUCCCUGCUUUUAACAGUGGGGUGGAAGUCCAUCAUUAUCUCUUCCCAAAUUGUGGGACUGAACAGAACUUUAAUUGAAAUAACAAUAAUAACCAUUAUGAUUACAGUGACAUGCUUUGAGGCUGGCAAUGGCCGAAGAUUCACUUGGUGAAUCUCACCUCACACUCUGCUCAGCAAUAUCCAUGUCUCUGAACCAUUGUGUUUGCAUGAGCCUCUUGCUGGGAGAAACUUUGUAAAUAGAGAUACUGAAGGGUAUUGUUGGGCUCCUAGAAGGAUGCUGAAAAGCUACAAAAUUUAAGAUUGCACUUUUUCACUGGGGGGGGGGUGGUCAGGAAAGACUGGUUGGUUGGUUUGUUUAUUUUUAUGUUCUAUUGUCAUCUUGUGUUUCUAGUGCAGAACAGUCAUUUAUUGAAAAAAAAAAAAUACUCAUCUGACUUUUGCCAAAUGAUAAGGCAUUUUGCGAUCCAAAACCUUGUGCCAUUUAGCUGUUCCUCCCCAGGAGAAAGACAUUAUCUUGUAUACAUUUAUAGUGCAGACACUUUCUUAUUUAUAAGCCAAAUAAUAAUGAUUAUUUUCAGUUUCGUGAUAAAUGCCAAACAAUAUCAUUUUAAAUCCUGCUUUUUCACAUGUAUUAUGUUUAUAAAUGCUUGCUUAAUACAUUACAUGCAUUAAAUCAGGGUAUUAUCAUGAAAACCACUUCCCCAGAAAUGCGAUGUACUAUACCUGCAUCAUUCAUAUAUAUUCAUGCAGGGCAUCGUUUGAAUUCAUGGGGACCAAAUACCAUUCAUGGCCCUGCAUUUAUGAUGGAAUCUCCAAUGCUCUAAAGAUCUUCUCACAUCUGGAUUGACUUAGACCAGUAGUCAAGACAGCUGGUGAGCGCUUCUUUCAGAAGGCCUCACAGAAGAAAAACUGACACUAACAACCUGAAUGCUGGUACGAUGUUUGCCAAGUCUGCUUCAGUCAGUCAGUCCUUUUACUUAAAGCUGCACGUAUAUGAGCUGUAGAAUUUGUGUGGACCUUGUAUGGAAGGAGGCUAAUAAUAGUAGGUGAUAUUUGUUGUCCUAUGGCUGUAUCUGGGCAAAAUCGAUAUGCUUUUUGUCACUGGAAUGUGGGCUGCAUCCUUUUAUUUUUGGCUCGCUCACAUAUGCUAAUAAUAAAUGCAGUGUUUUUCUUAAGGUCUGACCCACAAGGGUUUUUUUUUUUUUUUUUUUUUUUAAAAGGGUUUUUUUGAAAGAGUGCAAACAGCCAUGCAUUCAUUGGACGCAAGGCAAACAAUACACAAUGCUUAAGUAUAUGUCGUUUACCAAGAUCGUGGAUGAUACUUUUUUCAGUCGUAUUUAAUGGGAUAUUUUCUCGCGUUGUUUUAGUGGACAUUUUGUACUCCUGAACUUCUAGCCCGCCAAAAUAACUUCUCUGCUUCAGUUCCAUGAUGCUUUUUGAUGUGUUUUUUGUAAUUUUACAGUAAAAACAUAACUAGAGUUUAGGGGAGUGGAUUAUCAUCAUCUUCAGUACAGGACAUUUGUGCGAGCUGAAUUACUUCAUUAUCUAGAAUUCCGCAUAGUGUCCGUCUUUCAUGCAGUAAGCUCUUGGUUCUCUUCCUCUUCCAUGUCAGGAGUUUGAAUUGAAAGAGAGGUAAAUAAUUGUAUGCAUUGUUGUGUGCCUAAAUGUAACCUGUUCUGAAAGACAUGAAAACAUGGAAAUGUUUCAUUAAAUACUAAGUGUAAUAAAUGACAAGUAAUCAUUUUUAUUAAAUUAAAGCAAUGAAUAAAUGA